Messenger RNA from Besnoitia besnoiti, 4362 nucleotides. RefSeq lists its product as uncharacterized. NCBI's taxonomy places the organism in Eukaryota, Apicomplexa, Conoidasida, Eucoccidiorida, Sarcocystidae. The transcript has a single exon. The record is from RefSeq and is a predicted model, not a curated record. The coding region runs from base 1 to 4362 and encodes 1453 amino acids.
AUGCGGUGUACCCAAGGAUCCAACUCAGACACCGCGAAGCAUGCAGAGGCGCCUCCGCAUGCGGGUCUGGAGGCCGAGAGGGAAGAGUCCAAAAUCAUGUGUGCCUACAGGAAAAGGAAGCCAAAGGCAGGGCCAUGGAGGCUGAGGCGUGCAGCUCGCGCAGGAGAUCCCUCGUCGGCGAGGAGUGACGCGGCGGACGACAGACGAGCGGAAGACCUCCACAGCAUUCCGGAGAGCGCCGUAGCCCCGGGAGAUGAGAGAGAGGCCCUCGGCUCCGAAGUAGCACGACACGGGAUGCACAUUGCGGAAGACAGCAAAGCCGCCAGGGCGCAGCGAAGGCCCUGGCCACGACCGCGCGGGGGCUCUAGGCGCGAACUCGCGGUACUUGCACUCGCGGGGGGACGAAGUGAGAGACUCACGAGGCAGCGCCGGACAGACACUGGCGAGGCGAGUGGCGCCGCGGCGGAGACGCCAGCCUCACUGGAUGCUGCAGACACCUCGACAGAGGUAGGAAGUGGAGAGCGCGAGGCUUCAGCUCCUCGGCAGGACUCCGAACCCGAAGGCGUAGCCGCCGAUAGAGAGACGACGCCGGCAGCUCACGCAUCCGACAGAGGUGGACAGGACGGGGUGCCCACGAGCCAAGAGGAAGAGCGGAAGGAAGAGGCGAUAGGAAGAAGGAGCAGCCGAAAGCGAGGAAGGCGCUUCCAAGUAGCAGACACUGAGGACGAAGAGAGCGUCUCAGAGACGUCUUCUCGAGUGAAUCGAGAGCUUGCGUCAGGGAGCGAAGAGAAGGUGCAGGCAGCAGCCGCACCAGGGGCGGAAAUCGAGCGCACGCGUUACUCUUACGAUGCGGCUUCUGCGACAGGCGACACAGAGGCGGAAGUGAAACUCCACACGACAGAGGCCGAGGAGGUGACGCAAUCCGACGAGUUCGCUUCCGCGACGGUCGGGUGUGCGCCGGAAGAGACAACCAAGCCUACCCUUCAGGCGACAGAGGCGCCGAAGCGGGAGGGGAUCCAACACGAAUCCAAAGGCGUUCCGAAGACAAAGUCAACAAAGCUUCGCCACCCAGCGACUGCGGCACCGUCUCUAGAUGCGUCGAGCGGGCACGGAAGGCGAAAGGAGAGGCAUCUGGAGGCGCGCGAAGAUGUGCUGGAGAAGGAGGGGGGUGGCGGAGGAGCUACGGAGUCUAUUCGUUCACCGGGCAUGUGCCUGAGAAGCAGUGAAGAAAAGGCGCAGGACCAGCAGGCGAACGCUGCUGGCGAGUCCCUGACAGUCGCCGCGGCAGAGAGAACUCGGGACGCCAAGGAAGAAGCUGCGGAUGGCGACGCGCGAGGCGACUGUCAAACCUGCUCGCGAACCGCCGCGAAGAAUAAGCCUUCCUCUCCUCUUCAACCGCCGGACUUCUCUCCGUCAUCUGUCGCGCUCGAAGCGCCUAGGGCCGAUGGGCUCUCCCUCGUUUUUCUACCUGGCCUGCCGUCGUCGCCGGUCGAGGCGGGAAGCGACCCCGCGAGGUCUUCUAAAAGACAGCAGGCUUGCGAAACGAGGAGCCUCGAGGUAGCCUCCGGCGACAACAGGGACGCCAGCGCCUUCACUCCAGUGGCGAUGCUAAACACCUCUUCCCGGCUCGCCUCCGUCGCUGCGACCGGCCUGGCACCCGCAGGCGACCAGAGCUGCGAGGCAUCGCAUCUUGGCUCCUCUGCGCCCCCCUCGGAAACGGUCCUCUCGCUCGCCCUGGGCAAGGUGCGCGCUGCAGAGAGAGAACGAGAGGACAAAGGCGACGACCGGGAGGCGAAGAGCGCGAAGAAAGAUGAGGCCGACAGCCCCGUCAACGAGCGGGAAGCUGCCGCGCCGGGAGGCGACGCGCCCGUCGACGGGCGACUCCAAGACGGAUGUCGACGCGAGGCGAGAGGCACCGCGCAAGACUACACGGAAAUGAUGACGCAAAGGGCGGGAGAGGCGGGGGAUGACACCCGGAGGAACAUGGCCUCCGCAUCCGCGGCUGCUUCGUCUGACGCGCCUGAAGGAGAGCCCGAUAGAAGGCAAGGCAGGCAGCAAACAGACAGGACGCAGGAGACACACGCGAGGGAGCGCGACGAGGCAAGGGAAGGGGAGGCUGGCGGCAGUCGUAUUGAGACUCUCGCCUACUGCUGUCUGGGCUCUCCGCCUCCCCUUCAGCCGCUCCUAAGCCAGCGACUCUGGAGCGUCUCUGCCUUUUUGCAGAGGCGAGGCGACAAGAGCGAAGGGAGAGACAAGGUGAAGCAAAACGCCCUGCCUUCAGCCCCCAGGGCCCUGACGGCGACCCCCCUCAGCUGCCUGACGCAGCGGCUGUACACGCGUUUGCCCUCUGCCGCGGAGGCCAGAGGCCGCAGCAGAGCGUCCCCCCCCUCGGCUCGAAAAGGUGAGCCGUCAAGCGACUCCAGCGGGGAACGCGAGGGGACAAAAGAGACGACAGCAUCACCCGAGGAGAAGGGCGGUGCUCGCCAGGCCACUGCGGAGAGUCGGGAGUCGAAAUGUGUCGAAUUUGAGGGCGCAAAAGAUUGCAUCGAGGAGUCGCACUUCGCCGGGGGCCGUGGCGGACGCUACGACCGCCAGGAGCGAGGAUACAAAGAAAAAGCGGUCACUGAAGAAAGAGAAGUGUUCGACGGGAACAAGGACAGAACAGGGCACGAUCCCGAUAAUCGACACUCGUCGCUGACACGUUCGCCGUAUGAAGGCGCAGCCGCGGACUCAAGAAACAGGUCGCUACCCCCACGGAGGACAUCCGUCGACUCCCGGCACGCGUUCCCGCGACGGCACCGCGCCCUGGGCCGCCGCGACCUCUUCCGGGAAGAGGAGAGAAGGCCGCGGAGGGCGUGGAGUUCGCGGAGCGAAAGCAGCUCGAGGUCUGCCAGCACGCAGCCGCCGGGACGGCGAGAAUACUUCGACCGCGGCAGCAGCUCGUCGCCCGAUGCGAGGAGACACCGCUCGAGGGACAGAUCUCGCGAGCUACGCGGGUCUAGGGAAACCAGCAGUGACCGUAGCCCAAAGCACGAACGGCAUUCGGCGGAGGGCGGGAGCGUCUGGGGGGAGGAGCGCGGCAGCUCGUCAGCGAGUCGACGUCGCGGAUGCGGGGGCAGGGAACCGGUCGGCCGUCCUUCAACCGAGCGGCACACGCACCCGGAGCACAGACGCGAAAGAAGAAAAACAGACGCAGAACGCGAUCGCUCGCGCGGCAGCUCUCAACCUUUCCGCAGGCGCAGCCACCACGAGACGCAGUUCUGCAGGCGCCGAGACGACACACAGAGAGAGGCUUGGGCGCACUCCAGAGACGCCUCUGAGAAAGACUCGCCCAGCCGCACAGGCCGGGGGCAGCGUUCCCGCAGCCGGGAUGGAGCCUCGCACAGACGCAGGAGAGGGUCGUAUCGAGAGAGGAGGUGCGACGACAGAGAAAGUGAUGCGGGUCAACGGGACAGUGGAGGCGGCACUGCGCGCACAGGCGCCAGGAGUCGCGGGCGCCCUUUCGCUGAAGACAUCCAGUUUUCGCCAGAGACACGAAGCCUGCAAAACGACGCACGCAUGCCGGCGACGAAGCGCGCAAGCGAACGGGGUGCAUCGGAGAGGCACCGAGACAGGAACUUGACACGCCCUCUCGUAUGGCUUGGCUCAAGAAAACACUCCCGGGAAAGGAGCCCGGAGAGUCGCAGAGGCGCAUACUCCCACUCCCCCGUUCAUCGCCACAGUGGCGGGCGAGUUCAGGUCCGUGGACACCCUUCAAGCCGUCAGCGGCAAGCCAGGCCCGAGCGGUGGAGUGAAGAAUGCGAAGAGUGCGACGAGCGGGGAGCUCCACGAAGCGAAGUCCUGCCGUGUGAAAGCAUGGCGACGAGGCGGCGCUCCAGCCACGACUCGCUCGGCGCGGGUCGUACGUGUGUUGGGGAGGCGACCGCGAAUGCAGACAGCGAGCCAGAACCGACCCGCAGCCGCGGACACUCCCGUUACUCGAAAAGAAAGGGGGAAAGCCUGGGCUCCACGGGCGAAGGCCGAGGUCGGCGCAGCGCCAGAGAGAGGAGCGACGUGCGCGGGUGGAUUCUGGGGGCGACCUGUCCUGACCCAGAACAGACUCUACAUUCUCGCGCGCCUGAAAGACUGGAGGGCAACCGCGGCGACAGCGAUCCACACUCACGCCCGCAGGACGGACGCGCCGCGGCCAGAUCCAGCCACCCGCCCGCCAGGGAUAUCUUCACUGCGUUUCAAAUAAAAGGGACGCCUCUGGCGAAAGCGCGGCGGCCGUGGGAGGCGGGUGAAAUGCCGAAAAUCAAGGUAUCCUUGUUGACCAGGAAACCCCAAGCGGCCCCUAACAGGGAUGACGCCGUGCAGCCGUAG